CACAAACAAACCCAAGAAGAAGCCAGCGGAGAUGGCACCAAGCAACAAAAUGGUGGUGGCAGCGGCAGUGGUUGCGCUGUUGCUGGUGGUGAUGGCAGUGGUGCACGUGCCGCAGGGUGUGAUGGUGGCAGCAGCUGCUGCAGCACCACCCCACUAUCGUGCCGCAGUGUUUCAGCACUAUCGAACCAAGGAGGCGAAGAGGCCCCAGUGGUCCAAAAUGCAGAAUGUGGCCAGCUACAAGAACGCAACCGCGCGCGCCGCCGCACAGGGUGCACGGAUCAUCGUGUUUCCGGAAGUCGGCCUCGGUGGCAACGCCAUCAGUCGCGCCCUCAACAUGGAGUUCGCGGAAGAUGUGCCUGAUGGCCGCGACAGCAUCAACCCCUGCUGGGACAACGACCCCAACUACUGCACAGCCAGGCCUGCUUUGUGCGCGUUGUCGUGCAUGGCGGCUGAGCACGGCAUGUAUGUUGUGGUUGGAAUGAACGAUCGCAAGGCGUGCAACGCAACAAGCGACCCGCAUUGCCCCAAGGACGGGGCCUACCUCUUCAACACAGGCGUCGUGUUUGAUUCCUAUGGAACGGUCAUCGCCCGCUACCACAAGAAGCACAUCUUCACGCCAUUCCCUGUCUUCGACACACCGAACGUGGCGGAGGUGCGCUACUUCGACACAGACUUUGGCGUUCGCUUCGGCAUCUUCAUCUGCUUCGACUCCCUCUUCCCUGACCCGCCCCUUGAGCUCGUCAAACAAGGCAUCAAGCACUUUGUGUUUCCAACCUCCUGGACAAACGUUCCGCCCAUCCUCACCGCAACGCAGUACCAGCAGGCGUGGUCCCGCGCGUUCAACACGACGUUCCUGGCCGCCAACACCGCCGAGCACGGCACAAGCGGCAGCGGCAUUUACGCGUGCGGACACCCCAUCGCCACCUACUUCAACUACACCGCGGACGGCCUGCAGGAUGAGCAGCUGCUGGUUGCCGACGUGCCGACCGACCCCUGCGCUCCUGUGUCGUCGUCGCUGGCAGCACGGUCAGUGACAACAGCUCGCCUUCACAAGAACAGCAAGCAGAGCAGCAGCAGCAACAACAACAACAACAAUAACAACGACAGUGACAACAACGACGGUGACAACAGCGGCAGUGCGAGUGACAGCAAGCACUGUGGCACGAUCGGCGUGGAUCCAUGUGCAUGUGAUAUUGUUGACGCCGUUCCAGGGAAGAGCGGCACGCUGACGGCCGAGUUCAACGGGCUCAAAUGCACUGCGCAGUAUUCGUUCGCGGCCAACCAGACAGCAACAAAUGAGCGGUAUGGACUUGUUGUGUACUCGGGCACGGCGUGGUUCCUUGAACCACUGCCUGCGCAGAUAUGCACCCUUGUUCGCUGCGCAACCCCACAGGCGUGCAUCACCCCAGAUGUGUCGGGUGAUUUCCUCUUUCCCGCGCACACGCUCGUCAAUUCGUUCUCCAUCCAAGGCAACUUCACGUAUGCGAGAGAGCAGCAGUUUCCGCUCCUGGUUGAAGACGGCGGUCAGCUCCUGCCCAAGACCGCGCUUCAUGCUGUCGUGAACGGCAUCGCCAGCAGCGGCAGCGUGUGGCCGCGCAAACUGCUUGCUGCAUCCAUCAUUGGUCGGCCAUGGAACAGCACCACAACCACAACAGCAGCAGCCACAGGAGGAGGAAAAAGGCGAAUACAAGGAGGCUGAGGUGUAGGGUGGUGCAAUAAGUCCUCUUUUUUUUUCUUUUUUUUUUUCACCAUGCCAUCCGAUUUGUGCGUGCGUUCGUUUCAAGCAAGAAUGUUCUCAAUCCCCUCGGUGUGCGUGUCCUCUGUUGGUUUGUGUGUGUGUGUGUGUGUGUGUG
This is a messenger RNA of Salpingoeca rosetta, 1853 nucleotides long. RefSeq names its product biotinidase. The record is from RefSeq and is a predicted model, not a curated record. The transcript has 6 exons. Lineage: Eukaryota; Choanoflagellata; Craspedida; Salpingoecidae. The coding region runs from base 32 to 1699 and encodes 555 amino acids.